Trametes versicolor FP-101664 SS1 is the source of this 495-nucleotide messenger RNA. RefSeq lists its product as uncharacterized. The record is from RefSeq and is a predicted model, not a curated record. Lineage: Eukaryota; Fungi; Basidiomycota; Agaricomycetes; Polyporales; Polyporaceae. The transcript is spliced from 2 exons. Bases 1 to 495 code for a protein of 164 amino acids.
AUGUCGUUUCCCUUCGAUCCCUUCUGGCCCAAUCCCUCCAAGUAUCGUUACAAGGACGUGUACCCCACCAAAGCUGCGGCCAAGGCUGCUGCACUGAAGGGGCGCGACACCUGUGCCCUGUGCCCUGCUGGCGGCGCGUUGCACUAUGGCGAUUGCUCUCUGCACGUUCCCUCCGCUUGGAUCGGUGCGCUGAGGGCAUCUGUGAUCGCCGACCUGUCACCCAAUUUAUGUGUAGGGGCCAUCGUCAACCCUCUCGUCCAACCCAGCCAUGAAUCUGCCACUGCGUGGGUCAACCACGUCCCAUGUAUGAUCCGCACCAGCCUUCCAAUCUACAUCGCCUGGCCCAAGGAUACUACUGAGGUUAUCCGUAAAUAUCCGUUCCUGCGGGACUACCUUCCCAAGCCAUGCGACAUUCGAGAGGUCGUCGCCAACGAUGCGGGUUGGGUCGUCAUGCAUCUGCGUCCCCAAGUCGUUAGCCAGCAGGUUUCGUUCUGA